Molecule: messenger RNA, 2482 nt
Organism: Sebastes umbrosus (honeycomb rockfish)
Lineage: Eukaryota; Metazoa; Chordata; Actinopteri; Perciformes; Sebastidae
Gene: clec14a
Product: C-type lectin domain containing 14A
Exons: 3
Coding region: 416-1774 (452 amino acids)
Biological process (GO): positive regulation of axonogenesis
Cellular component (GO): cytoplasm
Molecular function (GO): calcium ion binding
Source: RefSeq, a predicted model, not a curated record
AAGAUGAUGAAAUACAGACUCAGAUUCGGUACAAACCAAAGUGUGAGUGAGCGACAGCGCUUGUGUUUCUCUGGAGGAAACCAGCUUGCCAUAUCAAGACACAACACACUUCCUGUCCUGGAGGAGGGGGGGGUAGAGGGGUGAGGCCGGCAGUCAGUCUGAGUCAGUCUGUCAGCAGAACUACUGUGGAAGAGAAACCAGGACAAACUGAGAGAGACGAGAAAAUAUGUGGAAGAAGUGGGAGAAACAGCCGAGUGAAAACUAGACGAAAAGGAGAAACUGAAGGAGAAUAAAUCAGGACGGAGCUGCACGAAUCAGACGCUGCUGCUCAGAGGGAUCGACGUCUCUUUCAGUUGUCAGUCUGGUUGAACGAUUGGACACCUUAUUCAUCAGAGUGACGUCAUCAUAAGAGAAGAUGGAGUCUUGGUUCUGCUGGAUUUACUUUGUGAUCCUGUUAAGAAACAUUUCGGCUGACCCGGCUUCACCGCCAAGCUACAUUGUCCACCGCACCAACGUCAGCUUCGACAAGGCCGCCGAGGGCUGUUCCCCCGGCGUCCUCACCACUCUCACCACUGAGCAGGAGGUCGCAGACAUCCUGAAGCUCGUCUCUGAGCCGGCGUCACUUCGACAUCAGAACGAGUUCACCUUCUGGGUCGGACUGAGGAAAGUCAAGGAUGAGUGUGUCGUUUCCACGCUGCCACUCAGAGGAUUCAAGUGGACAGAGGACGGCAGCGAGGACACGCAGGUGAGCCAGUGGACAGAGGAACCACAGCACACCUGCACGACGGUUCGCUGUGCGGCACUAAAGGGGGAAUUCAACGGGUCGGCGGUGACCAGGUGGGGUCUGAUCCCUGUCACCUGUAAGAACAGUUACCAGUUCAUAUGUAAACUGAGAGACAGAGAGACUGGUGUUCGACCUGCUACACCAAAACCUGCUACACGUGAACCAAAACCAGCUACAACAGAACCACCUAAAUUUGCUACACCAAAACCACCUAAAUCUGCUACACCAGAACCACCUACACCUGCUAGACCAGAACCACCUACACCUGCUACAUCAGCUAAUCCUGAACCUAGACCUGCAACACACAAACCAGAACCAGCUAAACCUGAACCUAACCUUCCUGAACCAAAACCAGAAGCUGACCUGAAGCCUAAAACAGGAUCUGAACUGCAGGGAACUGAUCGUGAUCCUGAACCAGCACCGGGGUCAGACUCAUGUCAGCACCCCCACAUCCCUGAAGCCCGCUCCAUCAGUCUGGAUCGCGACAACAGCAGCAGGAUCCAGGUGGAGUGCUGGCCCACCGACCGGCUGGAACUCCACUGUUCAGGCCGUCCUGCCAUGUGGCGGAUGCUGGACGACUCCGCCGCCAACUUCACCACCGUCUGCCUGCCGUGUGGGAACGGCUUCCAGAAAGACGCUUCUGGAAACUGUGUGGACAUGGACGAGUGCAGCGGCGGCGCCACACCUUGCAGGCACACCUGCCUGAACACUGAGGGCUCCUACAGGUGUUUCUGCUCCGACGAGAAUGGGAAACAACAUGAGGAGGACUCCCCAGCGUGUGUGGAUACGGAAAGAAAUGGUAUGCUGAUCCCGCUGCUGGUCGCCGCUGCAGUGCUGGUGGUGCUGGUGGUGGUCAUCGCAGUGACCUUGAAGUGCUGCCUGAUGAGGCGGUCGAAGAAACUCGCCAUGAAGAGGGCGGAGAAGAUGGCGAUGAAGAGCAAAGAUGGCAAGGAUUCCUUCGAAACAGCCAAUGAGAAGGCAGCAACAUGAGGGAGCAGAGCUGUGAUUGGUCGUGUCUGGCAGUGACAUCAUCAAUGUGUCUCCAAAAUGACUCAAACUUUCCAGGAAGUUAGAGAAAGUUUCUUUUUCAGUUUAAAAUGCUUUCUCACAUCAGAUUUUCUGAAGUUAAAAUGUUUUUUUUCUGUUGCAGAAAUUCUUGUCUUCAGGUGAGUUUCUCUCAAGGUAACAGGAACUUACCUGGAGACAGGUGAAGUCUUUGAGUACUCAGCUUCAAUGUUGACUCAGACUUCCUGGAAAUAUCAGAAAAGAACAUUUAGAAACCUCUGCAUUUACUUUUUUUAAUAAAUCAAAAUUAUUUAUUGAUUAAAAAUUCUUAAUUAUGACAAUUAACAAAUAUAAACUAAGUAAUCUUUUCCAAAUAGUCAGUGUAAAUGUAUUAGUUUAAAUUGAGUGAUGAGAAGAGAUACCUAAAUUAAAUUAAAGGCUGGGUUAGGGUUAGGUUUAGGGCUAACCCUAACCCUAAACCUAACCCUAACCCUAACCCUAAACCCUAACCCUAACCCUAAACCUAACCCUAACCCUAACCCUAACCCAUAACCCUAACCCUAAACCUAACCCUAACCCUAAACCCUAACCCUAACCCCUGUCUGGAAACUCAACUGACUUUAUUCCUUUAUUAAAAUAAGAAAACUUGUUUUUACAUUUUCAUUAAUAAAGAUUCUUGUUGUUUUAAAUGAA